Messenger RNA from Carlito syrichta (Philippine tarsier), 1026 nucleotides. Its product is annotated as olfactory receptor 52N4. Bases 44 to 1009 code for a protein of 321 amino acids. Gene Ontology annotation, molecular function: G protein-coupled receptor activity; olfactory receptor activity. Gene Ontology annotation, biological process: G protein-coupled receptor signaling pathway. The transcript has a single exon. Gene Ontology annotation, cellular component: membrane. The record is from RefSeq and is a predicted model, not a curated record. Lineage: Eukaryota; Metazoa; Chordata; Mammalia; Primates; Tarsiidae.
UCAGAUAAAAUUUAAGCUAUUUCAUUAUCAUAUCAGACAUAUCAUGCUAAUACAGAAUAAAACAGAUCUGACCCCAGCCUCAUUUAUUCUGAAUGGAGUCCCCGGACUGGAAGACAUACACAUCUGGAUUUCCUUCCCAUUCUGCUCCAUGUAUGUUGUGGCUAUGGUAGGGAAUUUUGGACUUCUCUACCUCAUUCACUAUGAGGACUCCCUGCACAGGCCUAUGUACUACUUCUUGGCCAUGCUUUCCUUUACUGAUCUUGUCAUGUGCUCUAGUACAAUCCCUAAAGCCCUCUGUAUCUUCUGGUUUCAUCUCAAGGAAAUUGGAUUUGAUGAAUGCCUGGCCCAGAUGUUCUUCAUCCAUACCUUCACAGGAAUGGACUCUGGGGUGCUCAUGCUUAUGGCCCUGGAUCGCUAUGUGGCCAUCUGCUACCCUUUACGCUAUUCAACUAUCCUUACCAAUCCUGUAAUUGUGAAGGUUGGGCUUGCCACCUUCCUGAGAGGGGUGUUACUUGUUUUUCCCUUUACUUUCCUCAUCAAGCGCCUGCCCUACUGCAGAGGCAAUAUACUUCCCCACACCUACUGUGAUCACAUGUCUUUAGCCAAAUUAUCCUGUGGCAAUAUCAAGGUCAAUGCUAUCUAUGGUCUAAUGGUUGCCCUUUUGAUUGGGGGCUUUGACAUCCUGUGUAUCACUGUCUCCUACACCAUGAUCCUCCGGACAGUGAUCAGUCUUUCCUCUGCUGAUGCCCGGCAGAAGGCCUUCAACACCUGCACUGCCCAUAUCUGUGCCAUUUUUUUCUCUUAUAGUCCAGCUUUCUUCUCCUUUUUUUCCCACCGCUUUGGGGAACACACAAUCCCUCUUUCUUGCCACAUCAUCAUAGCCAAUAUUUAUCUACUCCUGCCUCCCACUAUGAACCCUAUUGUCUAUGGGGUGAAAACCAAGCAGAUAAGAGAUUGUGUCAUAAGGAUUUUUUCAGGUUCUAAGGAUAACAAAUCUCAUAUCAUAUAAAUGAACAUUUGUCAGGA